Rhizophagus irregularis DAOM 181602=DAOM 197198 is the source of this 613-nucleotide messenger RNA. RefSeq lists its product as uncharacterized. NCBI's taxonomy places the organism in Eukaryota, Fungi, Glomeromycota, Glomeromycetes, Glomerales, Glomeraceae. The record is from RefSeq and is a predicted model, not a curated record.
AAAAAAAAAAAAUGACUGAUCAAAGUCCAUACCCAGAAGAAGAGGGAAUCGUUAAGGACGAAUUUUAUGUCCAAAAUGAAGAACACGGAGGAGAUGAAUAUGAUCCUCGGCAAGACAUGGAAGAAGAAGAAACAGAAGACAAUGUUGAUGUUGUGGAAGAGGAUCCCGCUGAUUUAGAUCAAAAUGCAACAAUUGAACCAAAAAGAUUUCGUGAUUCUACCUAUAAUAUCGCACAAAAGAAAGGCUUUUAUUAUGAGAAUGAGACAGAUGUAACAGGAGGCGAAGUUUCUGAGCAAAGUGUUAGAGACAAAGAUGCUUCAAGACAAUUGUCAUCGCUUGUUGCUGCAUCUCACCGAAAGAAUAGAGCUCCGGAACAAAAACGUCAAAGUGCUUUAAAGGCUUCAGAAUUGCAUGAAAAAGUGACCGGACAUCCUUUGAAAAUAAAUGAAGAGGGAGAAGUUCAAUAGAUGAGGAUUAAGUGAUAAAUAAAAUUUCGAUCUAUGAACUGCGUUAGUUUUUUGUUAUUCGUUUGUAGUGAUCUUGUUGUUAACAGAAGGGGGUAAAAUAUUUUUAUGAUUAAAAAAUUUCCGAGAGAUUUUUAUAUAUUAAAUAA